AUGGCUUCUCCCACUGCAGUCUUCAGGUCCGGCGCGACCGCUUUGAUUACAGGAGCGGCAUCGGGAGUUGGCCUCUCCGUUGCGAAGCUUUGUGCUGCGCACUCUAUGGACCUCAUUCUUGUCGACAACAACAGUUCAGCGCUUGCUUCCGCCAAAUCAGCAAUCUCAACCAAGGGAAGCGUGGAAUUCCACACGAUGGAUGUCGGCUCCCUGUCCGACUGGGCAAGCCUCAAAACGAGCGUCGAGAAUAGCGGCAAGAAGCUCGACUUCUUGCAUUUGAAUGCAGGAAUUGGUUUGAACGGUAAAUGGGACGACAGUGCCUACUUCCAGAAGAUAUUUGAGGUCAAUCUGUUUGGCGUCGURAACGGUCUCAACACGUUUGUCUCUCACUUCGAGAACAACACCGCGGACAGGAAGGCGAUCGUCGUCACGGGAUCCAAACAGGGAAUCACGAACCCACCCGGUAACCCUGCUUACAAUGCGUCCAAAUCUGCGGUCAAGACUCUUACGGAGCACCUAUCCUUUGAUCUGACCAAGUCAAGUCCCAGCACUUCGGUGCAUCUGCUUGUCCCAGGAUGGACAUUCACGGGACUGACCGGAGGCGGCGCCACGAAGGAGAAGCCCGCGGGUGCCUGGGCCCCUGAGCAGGUCGCUGACUACCUGUACAAGAAGAUGGAUGGAUCCUUUUAUAUCAUAUGUCCUGAUAAUGAUGUGGACGAGGAAACGGAUCGCAAGAGAAUGACCUGGACCAUGGGUGACGUUGUUUACGACAGAAAGCCACAAAGUCGAUGGCUGGAUGAGUUCAAGGAGGAGGCAACGGAGACUAUGAACCAGAUGAAGCUUGGCGGGAAGCAGGCGGGUAGCUCGUGCUAG
This is a messenger RNA of Ramularia collo-cygni, 873 nucleotides long. Its product is annotated as related to 20beta-hydroxysteroid dehydrogenase. The record is from RefSeq and is a predicted model, not a curated record. The transcript has 3 exons. Gene Ontology annotation, cellular component: intracellular anatomical structure. Gene Ontology annotation, molecular function: oxidoreductase activity, acting on NAD(P)H, oxygen as acceptor. Bases 1 to 873 code for a protein of 290 amino acids. NCBI's taxonomy places the organism in Eukaryota, Fungi, Ascomycota, Dothideomycetes, Mycosphaerellales, Mycosphaerellaceae.